Molecule: messenger RNA, 1533 nt
Organism: Penicillium olsonii
Lineage: Eukaryota; Fungi; Ascomycota; Eurotiomycetes; Eurotiales; Aspergillaceae
Source: the annotation of a GenBank genome assembly
AUGAGAUUGGCAAAGGCAUGUUCAAUCUGCCGGGAACGGCGCCGGAAAUGUGACAUUCGGAGGCCCGGCCUCCCUUGCACGUAUUGUUCCACUCGGAACUUGGCAUGCACGCGAGCAGAGUCGGUAAAGGCUCCGUCUGUAUCGGACGGGUCAACACCUGUUUCUCGGAGGGAUGCCCUUUCGGAAUCGGAAAUAUGCACACUACCAGACCAACCGCUCUGCGGAGACCUGGUCCAGCUCUACUUCAAUUAUGUGCAUGAUAAGUUUCAUUCACUCUUUCAUCGGCCAAGUCUGAUGGAAGAUAUGCAUAAAGGCCAAGCACCCGAGAUUUUGAUGUAUGGCAUGUUAGCACUAUCGGCCCGCUUUUCAUCGCAUCCAUUCUUUGCCGAGACAGACCCUCGAGAACGGGGAAGGGGAUUCGCCAAACGAUGCGAAGAGCUACUUGACCUCAAUGACGUCUCCGUGACAACAAUUCAAGCCUGUGUCUUGUUGGGUGCGAUUGGCGUAGUGGACGGUAAACCUGCCUCGGAAACCAUCUACUACGCAAUUGCAUGCCGCAUUGCCCAGCUUCUCGAUUUACCGAACUGUCAGGCCGCGAACCGGGUAGAACAAGAGCUAUACAUCAGAGUAUGGUGGACCCUAUGUAUGAUAGACGUUUGGUCCUCAACAGGAGUUCGACUGCCCCGCUUACUGACUCCAAAGCCGAAUACACCUCUCCCAAUGAACGAGGCAACAUUCUUACGAAUGAAUCGUGCACAAGGGUUCGCCGUAGAGGUCGAAUCUGAUCGCGCCUCAUCGCUUCUCGCACAAAUGGUCCUCCUUAACAGAAUCCUCUGCGAAAUCAACGACUUCAACAUUGAAGCCGCAGAAAAAUCCUUAACCCCAACCUAUAUCAUGGACCGGAUCUCCGCACUCUCCGCAAAGCUCGACCGCUGGCUCGCCGAGCUGCCAACACACAUGCACGAUACCUGCGCCAACCUCCUCUCCUUCGCAGCAGACGGCCUAGGCCAACUCUUCGUAACCCUAUACUUGGGCUACUACCACUACGGCCAAAUGCUGUUCUAUAGAUUCCUGCACGAGGACCUACGCAACCACACACCGCGCACGCACUUCUACGCAAACAAAUGCAAAGAGCAAGCCGUCCGGCUGUGCGAGAUGAUUUACAGUUCUGAGGAGGUACCGGGGUGCGAUGUACUGUAUAAUAUGGUCGGGCAUGUUCUUGUGAUCGCCUCGACGGUCCAGAUCCACACCUUGCUUUUCGGGGUGGAUGAGAGUAUCGCGCAGGCGAGACGGAGACUGGAGCGGAACUUCUGUAUACUUACCCGAUUGCGUGGCCUAUGGCCCACUCUUGAUGUCUGCAUGGAGCGCCUGCAGGCUUUUCAUCGAGCUUGUAGGCGCUCGGUCGAUACGAGCUUCUGCAUGGAUGGGUGGAUGGUGAGGUUUUUGGUUGAGUUCGGUAAUCCGGUUAGUGAGAGGGGGGUUGGUGAGGUUGGAGAAAAGCCUUGGACUUUAGAGGAGAUUGGAAUUUCAUAA